Auanema sp. JU1783 is the source of this 984-nucleotide messenger RNA. Lineage: Eukaryota; Metazoa; Nematoda; Chromadorea; Rhabditida; Rhabditidae. The record is from the annotation of a GenBank genome assembly.
AUGGAUAUUCAAUUUUUACAAAAAUCAAUCGAUACCGACUUAUAUGAAUUUAAGUACUAUUCGACAGAAGCAUGGAAACACAUUGUCCGAGUAGAUGCUGAGACUAACUUCAGAAUAAAACGAUACAGUCCCUAUGCACAUAGGUUCGAUCCUGCUCGAUUCAGACCUUUAGCUCGGGCUGCUUACAUUAACCCCAGAAUUCUCAACUCAUCUAACAAUCGAUACAAUCGACCUCACAACGAUAACAGUGAACAAGUAUCAUCGUAUACGAAUUCCAGGGAGUUUACUACUCCCGUCCCAUAUUCCGCAGAAACCGCAACUUCUAAUCCUACUACUCCAAUACCAACAGCUAAUCAGGCUGAUUCGUCUGCUGGACGAGUAACAAGAACAAAUCAGCGACCAAAACUUGUUCCUAACCAGAACUGCCCUCGUGGACCUCGUGGACCUCCAGGCCGUCCUGGUCUUGUUGGAGAGACAGGAGAAAAUGGAAGAAACGGUGAUGGUGGUAUGCCUGGUUUACACAUCGCACUCGGAAUAGAAUGUAUUCAAUGUCCAAUAGGUCCUCCAGGACCACCAGGUCCACCCGGACCAGCUGGUCCUAGCGGAGAAGAAGGGGUAUAUGAUAGUUAUGUGGGAAGCUUCGGUGUUCCUGGCCCACCAGGACCACCUGGAGAUCCUGGAACACCAGGAUAUCCUGGUCUGCCGGGAUUGGAUGGUGAACCAGGCGAAUCGGCAUUACGACAGAUUUAUCCCGUGCCUCGUGGACCUCCUGGUGUAAUAGGGGAACAAGGCUCACCUGGAAAAAAUGGCUUGGAUGGCCCACCUGGUUUGCCAGGUAGGCCUGGUCCUCGGGGAUUCAGGGGUCGUCCUGGCAAUCCAGGAGGUCGUGGUCGCAAAGGUCUGCCAGGACGGAUUGGUGCACCGGGAAAGCACGGGAAGGAUGCUUUAUACUGCUUAUGUCCUAAAACGAAAAACAAACGAUAG